Molecule: messenger RNA, 995 nt
Organism: Seminavis robusta
Lineage: Eukaryota; Bacillariophyta; Bacillariophyceae; Naviculales; Naviculaceae
Source: the annotation of a GenBank genome assembly
UCAAGAUUUGUGAUGGCCGCCAGGCAUGGCACUGGCAGCUUGCUGGUCUUUGCUGUUGCUGUCUAACUUUGUGUCAUAAAAUCCAUUAUCUUGUUCAAUCAAUCAAUCAAUCAACCAUCAAGAUGACAUCCAAUCUUGUUUUUGUCGGAACUGUUGUUUGGGGGGUCUUCCUCCUCUCUGUGAAUGUGUCGGCCAUGGCCAUUGCCUUGCGGCCACCGCGCGUCAACAGCAGGGACGCUGCACUGCCACGGGUAUCCAUACAAGCGGGUGAGGACAUGAACCUGCUGGAUCAAGAUGGACCUCUUACUCUGGGCAAACCCAUUGCCUUUGAAACUCCCCUCUUUCGAGGACAAGUUCUCUUGCGCCUCCAAAGCGCUCGUUCGGAGGAUCAUGACCCAAAGCGUCACGACGAGUACUUUGCUCCCGGCCGCAAAGAUCGAUUGAUGCAAACGGUCUUGCAGGGACAAUUUCUCUUGCCCAAUAUUAAAAUGUCGGACAUUUAUGUGGGAAGUGUCUUUACCCAACCCCUCGUCAAGAAACCACCGGCCAUGGUAGCCAAGAUACUCGAAAAGGCACUCAAGAGGUCCCAACCAGGUGCCAUUGUCGAUCUACGUGCCGAUCAACCCAAGACUCUGGCAAUCUAUGCCGGAACGGCACAAUCCCUCAGUAUCGACUAUGAUAUUGAUAGUCUUCCCGACAUGUUGGCCACCGACAUUCCUGAAAAUGUGGCCAGCCAUUUGCCAUUUGGCACGGCGAGCCAGCGGGUCAAAACAUUAUCCCGACCCGAACAUGCGGAACAAUACGAGUUUGAUACCGACCAUGUCUACACCUUUCAUUCCUUUAAUGAAUUCAUGGAUUAUGGUACGGGAACUAUUAAGGUACCCAUCUAUGGACGCUAUAAUUUCAUACCUGCCGUGGGACCUCAGCCGCUCAUGGUCAGUGCGGUUUCGGGUGAGGGAGAGACGGUCUUUUCAUUGGCAGUGCAUCAUGACUAA